UUUGCCUCGCGUCUCCUCCUCUUCUCUUCCUCCGCUCUCUCUCGUUUCCCACCGACUUAGGGUUCCGGAUCUAGGGUUUAUUCGCCUUUGUCCUUCUCGUUCCGAGACCCUCGAGCGCCCCUUGUUCCUCGACGGAUCCCCUUCGUCCCGCCGGGACCCUCUCGGAAUGAUCCGCCGAAAGUAGCAAUCUAGAGCAAUAUCAUCGUGGCAGAGAAAGAAUAGACAAGCACAGUUGUGGACAUGUGAUUCUUGACUGGAAUUUGAAAUAGUGUUGCUGGCUGGAUACUGUUGCAGAAUAGCAAAAUGAUGGUGCCUUCUAUAUAUAAACGAGGUGGAACAUCUUGAAAAUUCUAUUUUUAAUGUUUAAAUACUUUUUCUUCUCACAAUAUGAGGCGCAUUUGAAAAUUUUAGAUGAAGACGACGCAUUUGGUCUUGCAAUAUUGCAAUUAGCUUCUCCUUUUGUCUGCACUACAACUGAGUUUAUAUUUGUAGCAUCAGAAGGGAAGAAAGAAUGACAAGAAUAAUGCUUCUAGUAAUCAUGUAAAUCCCAGUUUUUGAUACAUUAACUCGUGCCUUCUGAUAUCGCGUCUUGACAAAUUGAGAGGUCUCGAGUUUAACUAGAUGGGUUUUAUUUAUUUUGGUACAAAGACUGUUUGAGUUCUCGCGCAUGACAGUCUCCUUCUGUGGUUAGGGUUGGUUCUCAUUAUUCUCAUUUGGUGCGAUUCUCCUCCGAGGUAUGGAUUCAUCAGCUACAUUACUCUGCUGCAUUGGGUUUUAAGUUAACUCCGCAAACUUUCUUCUACAGGCUCCUUUUGCAAUUGUUUUGGGUUCAGUCAGAGAAAAAUUGUGCUGAUGACAUAGUGAUAUGUGAAAUCAAAACAAUAUCUGCUUUCUACAUUUAAAGCUGAGAAGCAGAAUAUUUUAUUGAUUAUAGAGAUCUUUCUGCUCAUAAUUUAUGCACAUUCGUAAUUAUGCCAAUCAAGAUGAGCAAUUAACAGUUUGAGUAGCGAGGGUGUGACGUAGGCUCUGUAUUCAGCUUCAUGAUACCACAAUGGUUAAGAUAUUAAGUACAAGAGUAGAUAUAAAUGCCUAGUUGACUUGUCAAAUUCGGUGACAAAUAGCUUUUCGAUAUCAAAUCAUGGAUGUGUUUUCUAUCAAGGAGCUUGUAUGUAUUUAUAAAUGGUUAGAACUAUUAUGUGGUUUUAUACGAGAUGGUAUUCCCUGUGUUUCGUUGUUGUUCUGUACUGACCCUGUCAGAAAUUGUUUCCUGUCAGCCAUCAGAACAGUAUGAUGAGGAUUGUGAUACACUGACUGUUUGGCUAAAGCAAGGUUCAGAUCUUUCAGCAUUUGUGCAUUGUGCUUCAGAGGACCAUAUGAAGGCAUUAUUUGACCUGCUGGAGAUUUUGAAGGAUCUUGAAGUUGUUGUGGUUAAAGGAACUGUAGAGUGUGAGGCUUCUAUUUUACUAAGAUCAGUGUUUAUUACAAGAUUGCCAUGCAAAGUUGAGUAUCUUGGUGAGCUCAUUAAGAACAAGAUGGCCUCCACUGAUGUAGUACAGAAGUAUCCAAAAGUAUCUGGUGAGCAAAUGGGAACUGCAGAGGAUAUUGGAAACAAGAAGCUCUAUGCCGAUUCUGCAACAUCUUUGCGUUUUGUCUACAAUGGACCAAGGACAAGCGUGAUGCUCAUAGAGACGGCCCAUAAUCCGGCGGUGCCUUGUGAAAUAAUCAAGGUUCUUUCAGAGCUAAACUGCUACGUGGAGUCAGCCGUGAUCGAGACUGAAGAACGUAUCCAUGUAUUUCAAUUAAAGAAUUUUCUCAUGUCGAAACUAACUCACAUGUUAAUUUCUAACAGGGCCAAGUUGCUAAAGCCAAAUUCCACCUUAGCUUCGGGUUGGCAGCAUUGAGCAAAUUCUGGUGUCAGGUAAGUCCAUAUUAUCGUUACCAUCACUGAUCAAUAGUGACUGCUGAGGUCUAUAACCGAUUUGGAGAUAUUAUUUCAUGAGACCACAUUUACAUUUGCACAGUUCACGUUUUGAAAGAUUACCUAGUGGUAGAUAAGUAUACAAAAAAAAAGAAGAAAAAACAAGAAAUAUCCAUAUUUGGUAUCAUCAUCAUUAUGGAUCUGAAAAUUGAUAUGGAAGGAACUACAACUGUAAAUAUCACAUAGAUGUUGAAUUGAGUAAUUGAAUCAACAUGGUGUCACUUGCUUGUCUAAAAUUGUUCAGAUAACAUGGCUCUCCGUGUUGUUUCGUGUAUUGUAGAAGCUGAAAAGCAGUCUGCUAACACGCCUGCGGAUGCUUAAGUAGAAGAUAUUUCUUGGCAUUAGAAGCCCCCAUUAAGUAGUUACCUUUUUCCCUUCUUUGACAGUGACAAUUGUUAAUGGGAUAGAUAUACUUGCCCAACUACAUUUUGUAUAUCAGUGAAUAUGUUGUUGCCUCUUACUGGGGCCUAAAA
Messenger RNA from Musa acuminata AAA Group (dessert banana), 2451 nucleotides. RefSeq lists its product as uncharacterized. The coding region runs from base 1212 to 1901 and encodes 229 amino acids. The transcript has 7 exons. The record is from RefSeq and is a predicted model, not a curated record. NCBI's taxonomy places the organism in Eukaryota, Viridiplantae, Streptophyta, Magnoliopsida, Zingiberales, Musaceae.